UUCCCAACACAUUUGGCUGCUUGAAGUUCUUGAACAGCAUGUUGCUCGAUGGAUGUCAGUUCACUGGUCGCCUUCCUGAGUCAAUUGGAAACCUUUCUCAGCUCACUACAAUGUCUCUGACUCAUAACAGUUUCAGUGGGCCUCUUCCAUCGGUGAUCUCAAAUCUUGUCCAACUGGAAGUUUUAGACCUUACAGGCAACCAAGUGCAAGGCCAAAUACCAGAUUGUUUCACAAAUCUCCAAAAACUAACUCAAUUGUCAUUGCCAGACAACCGUUUGGUUGGCCCUUUCCCAUUCACCAUUGCGAACCUUACCAAUCUCCAGACACUGGAUCUACGAUCCAAUUCGAUAACUGGUCCUCUUCCAUCAAACGUGAGUGGCCUUCAGGGAUUGUCUUUUCUAUAUCUUUCAAACAACUCGCUCCAUGGCACAGCACCGACAUGGUUAUUUAGCCUGCAGUUACUCACAACUUUGCUUCUCAAAAACAAUCUCCUAACAGGACAAAUCGAAGAGCUCAAUGGAAUGUCACUGAUGAAAAUUGAUUUGAGUAAUAACCAAUUAUAUGGUCAAAUUCCUAAAUCAAUUUCAACACUCCCAUUUUUAGGUUUCCUUGACCUCUCAUCAAAUAAUUUGAGUGGCGUGCUUGAACUAUCCAGUGAUAGUCUUGAGUACCUUGUUCUCUCUAAUAAUCGAAUAUCAUGGAGCACCAGCGGGAAUGUCAGCAACUCUUUACCAAACCUUCAUCGUUUGGAGCUAUCUUCUUGCGAGAUGAAGGCUUUUCCAGAAUUUCUCAGAAGCUCAAAGAAGUUAGAAGUUCUACAGCUCGCUGGCAAUAAGAUUCAAGGUCAGAUUCCCAGCUGGGUGACAUCCAUGCCUUGGGAUUCACUUCUGUAUCUAAAUCUAUCUUACAACCACCUUUCUGGGAUGGAUGCAUUACCUUGGAAGAAUCUAAGGGUUCUAGAUGUUCGAUUCAACCAAAUCCAAGGACAAUUGCCUCUUUUCAUUUGCAAUUUGAAAGCUCUAGCAAUUCUUGAUUUGUCAAGGAACAAAUUUACUGGUGCAAUUCCUCGGUGUUUUGGGAACUUUUCUAGUCAACUUGUGGUCUUGAAUUUGGAAGGAAAUCGCCUGCAAAGGACCAUUAAUUCAAUGGUAUUUGCAAAAGAUAGCAGAUUGAGGUAUCUUGGUCUGAAUACAAAUUUCUUGGAAGGGCCGCUGCCAGAAACUUUGGCCAACUGCAAGUACUUAGAAGUCCUUGAUGUGGGGAACAACCGUCUGAAAGAUAUAUUUCCAGCAUGGUUACAAAAUCUUACGGAGCUCCAAGUUCUUGUGUUGAGUUAUAACAGAUUCUUUGGACCCAUUAGCAUUUUCAAGGCUAAGAGCCCAUUCCAAAAGUUGCAAAUCUUCGCCCUCUCUUGCAAUGAGUUCAGCGGUGUUCUAUCUACAGAACUUUUGGAAAGCUUCAGGGCCAUGAUGAGCUUACAAAGCAACAAAUCAGAAUCUAAAUACUUGCAUGCAACCGGCAAUACGACAAAUUAUCCAUACUCUGUCAACAUGACAUCCAAAGGCUAUGAGAUUGAGUUCACCAAAAUCAUUAGAACUCUCACAACCAUUGAUCUGUCGAGCAACAUGUUUCAUGGGAGGAUCCCAGAUGUCAUUGGAAAUCUCUACUCCCUCAAGUUGUUGAACUUAUCCAACAAUAACUUUUCUGGCCACAUUCCACCAGCUAUUGGGAACCUGAAAUUUCUUGAAACAUUAGACCUUUCAAGAAACCAAAUUGGAGGAGAGAUUCCAAUGCAGCUAACGAAUCUCACAUCUCUUGAAGUCCUAAACUUAUCAUGCAAUCAUCUUAUUGGGCGCAUUCCUCAAGGCAAUCAAUUGCGCACACUUGGUGAAGAUUCAUACAGCGGAAACUCAGGAUUAUGUGGAUUCCCACUAACAAAAAGCUGUGAAGAAAUGCAUGUGCCACAAGCGCCCCCAGACGAGGCAUUGGAACAAGGCAGGAUUCAGUUUCAUGGGUGGAUUUACCUGGAAAUCAGUGUUCAUAGGAUAUGGUUGUGGACUUGUUCUUGGCAUAGCUCUGGUCUUCUAAUGUUUGUUACUGGAAAACCAAGAAGAUUGGUAAGAUUCAUUGAAGAAGAAGCAUAUAGUAAUAGUGUACUCUUGUUUGGAAAGAGAAAAACUGUAUAAUCAGCUGGAAAAACCAAAAACAUGUCACAAGCGCAUGGAAGAAGAAACUAAAUAUCCAGAUAAAUGAGGUGGAGAAAUUUGGGAAAGGGAACUUUUCAUUCCACGUUAGAUGUCUGAAGUAUUUGUGUCAGACCAAUUAAUCUUUCACGGUUCUUCAAGUGCUGUCUGUUGAAAAUCUAGAAUAUCUUUUUUGUACAGCUAUAAAUUCUAUGUAUAUCCCAUGAUUUCUACUCUAUUUUAGGAUAGAAUAAUUUACUCCUAAUGUAUUUUAGGAUAGAAUAAAUUAGCUCCUCAUUUCUAGGAGAUUACAGAUUUCAUAAAAUUAACAAAAGUCAAAUUCCAUUUGUAUAAAUGUUGUACAGAGUCUAGAACAAAAUAGAACAAUUCAGUUUUCUUUUUGUUCAUGGUAUCAGAGCUUUUGCUCUUGGAACCUCUUCUUGUCAGCCUUCAAAGCUGAGUGCUUUCUUCUUUUCAAGUCUUUAUUGCCAAA
Coffea arabica (coffee) is the source of this 2676-nucleotide messenger RNA. RefSeq names its product receptor-like protein 6. NCBI's taxonomy places the organism in Eukaryota, Viridiplantae, Streptophyta, Magnoliopsida, Gentianales, Rubiaceae. Gene Ontology annotation, molecular function: protein binding. The record is from RefSeq and is a predicted model, not a curated record.